Messenger RNA from Osmerus eperlanus (European smelt), 2068 nucleotides. RefSeq lists its product as uncharacterized. The transcript has 7 exons. The record is from RefSeq and is a predicted model, not a curated record. The coding region runs from base 356 to 1744 and encodes 462 amino acids. NCBI's taxonomy places the organism in Eukaryota, Metazoa, Chordata, Actinopteri, Osmeriformes, Osmeridae.
UUUCUAACGGCUGAGGGUAGGGUCGGGAUACAGCUACGGCGACGAAAGUUACGUUUAGGUUAGGCACCAACCGACUGGUUAGGUUUAGGAAAAAGAUUGUGGUUUGGUUUGAAAUACAUCAGAGGAACUAUCACAAAUUUCCUGGUAGAAAAAUAUAAACAUUUUAUUAUUAUAUUAGCCUAGCUUUUGCGAGAUUUAGGGUAAUUUUGCUCACUUUCCGAACGUAGCUGUAUUCCUUUCUAGCCAUAACCGUUAGUUAUUACGAAAAGGGAAAAAGAGUGACAACCCUCUGUCACCUGACUACGUUCCUUCAAUCUUCAAUCAUGUUCCAUCCCCGGAGAAGAGAAAAAGAAGAAUGAGAGUCAUAUGUGAUCUACAAGGCGUAUCCAUGGAUAUUACCAGAGAGAUGGCAACAGAAUCAUUAAUGGAGGAUACCACUACAGAGGAAAGCACUACGGUCACUGAAAUGGGAGAACCGUCCAUGGAUUGUGAUCAUCCAGAUUUUGUCCCAUCCAUUUUUUCUCAUAGCACCCAAGACACCACUGGAAAGGAGGCACGGUAUGAAAGAAAGAGAAGGUGGGAUGAAGCUAUGGCCCCAGUUUGCAGCCCCACAGGCACAACUGAGGCAUCUCUUCUAGAAUACUCUGAAGAAAAGGAACAGGAGGAAGAGUUGGAACAAACUAAAGUGAAGCAUGCUGUGGUUACCCAUCCCCAAGACCAUGACUAUGCAAGUUGCCCACCUCCUGAUGCUAUGGAGAAGGUACUGGAAAAGAUUAAGGAGUUGGAGGAACGCCUCAAGAAAAACACAAGGGUCCAGACACAGUUGAGCAGGUUUUGUGUUUCAGAUGAAGAUUUCAAGUACUACACUAGAUUUUCCUCUGAACACAUUUUUACGUUUUUUUGGAAAUCAAUUGAGCCCUCAGCAUCAAAAGUUGUAUAUUGGAAUAAAGCACAAAAAAUGGGAAUGGAGAAUGUGUUCCAGGAAACACCAAGCCCUCACUGCAAGCUACCUCUCAUCGAUGAGUUUUUUUUGUAUUGUUUGCGCACUGCUGCUGGACUUAACGAGAAGGUGUUGGCUGGUAUGUUUGGUUUGAAUGUUUCCACUGUGAGCAGGAUACUCAUUACUUGGGCCAACUAUUUAUAUCUUUUACUUGGAUCCAUUCCUAUCUGGAUGACUAGGGAUCAGGUGAGGAGAGCAAUGUCUCGGAAGUUUCAGAGAAAAUGUCCCAAAGUCAGAGUCAUAUUGGAUUGCUUUGAUCUGCAAUGUGAAUCACCAACAUCCAACAUUUCAUGCUGUGAGACAGAUUCCACAGACAAGUCUCAUUCCACAUUCAAGGGGCUGAUUGGUGUUUCACCAAGUGGUGAGGUGACUUUUGUCUCCACGCUCUACAAAGGAUCCAUCUCUAACAAGGAGAUGACAAGGUUGUCUGGAAUACUUAAUUUACUGGAGCAGGGGGAUGAAGUAAUGGCUGGCAAGGACUUCCUGAUUGAGCAUUUAUUGUCCAUGGUUGGAGCCAAGCAAGUUCCCCCUCAGUUCCCACUAAAAGACAAAGAGAAAACCCUUGAAAUGACCCACCCUCUUUUCAAAAGAAUUAUGUGUAAAGUCAAAGAGUUCCAUAUAUUUGACUGUUCUAUUCCACUUUACUUAGCUGGCAGCAUCAAUCAGAUCUGGGUAAACAGCUGUCUGCUCCUAAAUUAUCUAGGACCAAUGGAGUUGGAUGAUAAACUAGCAAAAUGCAUAUGAGCCCUCUAUUCUGUUAGGGGUAUAUGAAAGGUAUAUAUUCCCCAUCUUUGCUGCAAGUGUUAUUUUCAAUGCAGUUUGUUUUCCCUUUGUAGCUUAUAGUGCUUUUUUCUCAUUUUUAUGCCUAUGUAGUUGUUGCUUGUCUUAAGAAUGUCAUUGCUCAGGAUGAUCUUGUUACACUGUGGACAUAAUAAAAAAUAAAAAAAGAAUUUGACUUAUGAGGUAGCGAUAGCAAAACAACUCGAGCCCAAAGCACACCAUUUGAAAAGUCAUAAUGUCAAAAACUGUUUGUAAGUAUGUAAUAAAAUGUGCAAGGUUGUGUCUUGA